Molecule: messenger RNA, 4826 nt
Organism: Anguilla anguilla (European eel)
Lineage: Eukaryota; Metazoa; Chordata; Actinopteri; Anguilliformes; Anguillidae
Gene: slc38a7
Product: solute carrier family 38 member 7
Exons: 11
Coding region: 743-2152 (469 amino acids)
Biological process (GO): amino acid transmembrane transport
Molecular function (GO): L-leucine transmembrane transporter activity; L-glutamine transmembrane transporter activity; L-histidine transmembrane transporter activity
Source: RefSeq, a predicted model, not a curated record
AGUAUCACAUGCUCUCGCUGUUAUUGAGAUCAGCAGGAAUGAACACUACUCGCUGCAUUACAGCCCCCUGUCUCAGAUAGCCGGGCACCCGGGCAGCUAGUGUGUGGUGUCACCGUAGCGGUGAAACAGGACGAGUUUGAAAAAAAUUCCCAGUUACUACCGAAUAUUUGAAUGGUCCUCCGGGCUACCAAGGCUUUCGUGUUUGCGAUCUACGCUUGGAUGAAGAAAUGACAAGGUUCCUGAAAGGGCUGGAAGGUGUGUGCUCGGACCUGCCCUUCCGUGUGUGAGUCCCUGGGGGACUGGCUGGACUCUGGAGGUGCUCCGUGUGUGGAAUUCCUGGCUGCACCGGAAUCCCUGUGAAAAUGUUCCGAGGACCAACGCACUUUUGUCUUUCGCCUGUGCCUCCCUGCACCCCCCCGGCCCCCGGCUUUGCGAUCGUCUGCCCUCUGCUCUCUUUUCCCGUUGGGCGCUGGCAAUAAGGACUUCUCUGAACGGGGCACCUGGGACAUCUUACUCCGAAAUCGGGUGUGGGGGGGGGGAAAAAAAGGGGGUGGCCCAUCGAGAGCGGCCUGUUUUGUGAGUGUUGUUAAAUCGCACUCAGUGGCCUGAAUCUGGUGUUUGUGUGUUUGGGAGGGGGAAUCGGCUCUGAAUUCGGUUUUCUGGGAGGGGGAAUCAGCUCUGAAUUUGGCGGUUUGCUGGGAGAGGAGGGGAACAGCUCUGAAUUUGGCGGGCUGCGGCGAGGAUGUCGGGGCCGGAGAUGGCGAUAAACAGCGAGGCGGGGGACUGGGGCGGGAGCGAUGACGCCGGGGAGCGCGCCUGGCUCCUGCAGAGCCCCAGCGUGGAGACGGGACCCCCCCCGCGCGAGCCGGAGCGGGAGAGGGAGGGGCGCGGGGGCGGGACCUCAGCCCUGGGCGCCGUCUUCAUCGUGGUCAACGCCGCCCUCGGUGCCGGGCUGCUCAACUUCCCCGCCGCCUUCAACGUCGCCGGCGGCGUCACCUCGGGGGUCACGCUCCAGCUGUGCAUGCUGGUCUUCAUCAUCAGCGGACUGGUGAUCCUGGCCUACUGCUCCCAGGUCAGCAACGAGACCACCUACCAGGAAGUGGUGCGGGCGGUGUGCGGGCGCGUCACGGGGGUCAUCUGCGAGGUCGCCAUCGCCGUCUACACCUUCGGCACCUGCAUCGCCUUCCUCAUCAUCAUCGGCGACCAGCUGGACAAGCUGAUCGCAGCCAUGGCUCACGAGCCUGAGGGGGUGAUGGACGAUCACUGGUACACCGACCGCAGGUUCACCAUCGUGGUGACCUCAGUACUGGUCAUCCUGCCUCUCUCCAUCCCCAAGGAGAUUGGUUUCCAGAAGUAUGCCAGUGCGUUAAGUGUCAUUGGUACCUGGUAUGUGACCAUUGUCGUCAUCAUCAAGUAUAUCUGGCCGGACAAGGAGAUUUCACCGGGUUACAUUCCCACCAGUCCCUCCUCCUGGACAGACGUGUUCAAUGCUAUGCCCACCAUAUGCUUCGGCUUCCAGUGCCACGUGAGCAGCGUGCCCGUCUUUAACAGCAUGAGGAAGCGUGAGAUUCAGCCCUGGGGGGGCGUGGUCACGGCGGGCAUGAUCAUCUGCCUCUUCGUCUACACCGGCACAGGUGUCUGUGGCUUCCUGUCGUUCGGCUCCACCGUGAAUCAGGACGUUCUGAUGUCAUACCCCUCCAACGACAUCGCCGUGGCUGUCGCCAGGGCCUUCAUAGUCGUCUGUGUGGUGACAUCAUAUCCCAUUCUGCACUUCUGCGGAAGGGCGGUGCUGGAGGGCCUGUGGCUGCGCUUCCGGGACGAGCCGGUGGAGGUGGACGUGGGGCGGGAGCGGCGGCGGCGGCUGCUGCAGACGGUCACGUGGUUCGCGCUCACCCUCCUCCUGGCGCUCUUCAUCCCGGACAUCGGCCGCGUCAUCUCCCUCAUCGGCGGACUCGCCGCCUGCUUCAUCUUCGUCUUCCCAGGCCUGUGUCUGAUUCAAGCCAAGCUUUCGGAGAUGCAGGAAGUUAGACCCGGAAGCUGGUGGGGGCUGGUGUCCUACGGCAUCUUCAUGGUGACCAUUGGAGCGUUCAUCUUUGGGCAGACCACAACCAGCGCCAUCUUCCGCGACUUCCUCUACCACGACAACCAAUAGGCAGCUGGCCGGAGGCGGGGUGGAAAAUGAGGAGGUGUGGAGAGAGAGAGAGAGAGAGAGAGAGAGAUGGACGGAGGGGAGGAGAGUGCGAGAGGGGGAGGGUGGAUGGUAUAGAGAGGAGGACAGAAGCUGCUACACUGACCUCAGGAGAGAGGCACAGGUCCGUGCUUCAGGUGCACUGCCAGACCUCCCUUGUCCCUUCAUAGUCCUUCACCCUCCACUCCGACCUCUCUCCCUGACCUCCCUCCUUCUCUCGGGCUCUCCUUGGACUCCUCCUGCAUGCAGCCUCCUACCCCUACCGAUGCAUCGCUACCACCAGUCCCAACGCAGUCGCCUCCUCGGCCCCUUGUGACGCGCUGGCACCACACGUGCCGAACCUGAUAAUGUAAACAGGGCCUCGUCCUCUCUCUCCUCCUAAGAGCCGCAAUGAAGAGGAGCCACCCGGAACCCCAUGUUCUGAUUGGCACAGCAGGGCCUGAGAUGAAAUCUGAUUGGUGGUGAGGGCGGAAGGCACGCCGGUCGAAGGGGGCGGGGCCAGUGGAAUUGAAAUUAUGGAAUCAAACCGAUGGAUUUAAUUUUCACAAGACGGACACCUUUUCUGAUUAACUGUAAUUGCCUCUGCUGCUGGGAUAUGUUUGAUUUUAUGUUUUGCUGCUGAACUGGAGACCCUUAAUAUCAGAUGAUCAUUAAACCGGUUGUGGUCCCUCCUUCCCUCCUCUCCUCUCCAGUUGUGCUAAAGAUAGACCAUUGCCAAAGUACCACAAAGCAAACACAGGAAGCAUGCCACUUGGUAACAUGGUCACUGCAGUUCUGAAUCCUGACAGCAGGGGGCACCGUGAGCAGUAAAUGCAUGUUUAGUCUGUCUGUUGAUCCUGGCUUUCUUCCCCCUUGGCCUUGCAUUACGUUCAGAGUUCACACUAACACAUCUGGUUCACUGACCCUGGGCCUGGUAAAACUUGAGUGACAGUUAGAGUUUGUUCGGUUCACCCCAUCAGUUGAGUUUGGUCAAAUUUGGGGGAGAAAAAAUAUUAUGAAUUCUGAUGAAUCCCAGAGAACCCUUUUUAAAUUUGCUGCCACUAGCAAGAUGUUUAAUGUACAUGCUAUGGAAUGAAAAUGUUAAAUUGAUUUUUUUCCCCUCUCUCAGUUCAUGUGACAAACAACUGACCAUUUGGCCCCACUGCACCCCCAAUGAAAGGCCACAUUGUUUCCAAAUCUGCCUUUGUUCACCUUGUGGCCUAUAUAGGUGUCCUGGCAAGGUCCAGAAGAGUGGGCAUAGUCUAUUUCAAACCUCUGUUGUACCUGCGGCCAUUGAAUUUUCCUAAAAGGACCAUGGGCUGUUUUUAGUAUCUCAUGUAACUGCCUGUAAGGAAAACUGACUUAAAUAAUGUCUUUAAAUGUCUGCCAGAAAGAAGAACAACAACACUAAUGCUCGUACUGGUGGUGAUUUUAGCUGAAUCAACCUGUCAUGUUUUUAUACUGCUGAAUGUGUAAGAUACAAGGACAAGGAAACAAGGGUCCUAUGUAAAGGGAUUACGCUCCCUCUUAUUGGAUGGGUUUCAUAUUUUUUUGGAACAGGUUUGACCAUGUAAAGCAUGACAUCACAAAUAUGGGAUUCGUAUGUUCUAUAGAACUGGACAUUCCAAUGAUGAUGUAACAAUCACUACUGGUAGCUGAAAGCAGUGGAGGUCUAGAACACUGACUUUGAAUUUAUAAAAAGACAUUCCAAAAAAAAAAAACCUUCUGUUAAGUCACAGGUUUUCUCACCAUCUUCCUAACGGAAAAGGGACACAUGCCAGUACAGAAGGCAGUCCCGGUGGCUUCCUCAGUCAUUAUUAAUAGCUUGGUUCCGUUCAGUUCCAAGCCCGGGCUGGAGACCUAGCUGAGAAGCGAGAGAUGUGAAUAAUUCAUGCAAUCAAGGGAAUUAUGUAGUACAGUCAACAGAGGCCCUCUUCGUGGGGUGUCCGAAAACAUCCAGUCUGACUUGGAAGGGGAUCAAGGAAAAGGGAUGAAUUCUGGGACUGAAAAAAUAGCUGCUUGUGAACACUUGUUUUUAGGCAAGGGAAAUACUUGUUUACACAGUGGAGUAAAAUUGAAGUUGUUUACUUGAAUUUAGCUGGGUGCAGGGUCCGAAAAUAACUUUCUGGCUCACCUUCCAAGGGCAGGUAAACAUGUAAAAUUUACCAGAUUUUUUUUUUCCUUUUUGUUUUUUUUACUGGCCAGCAAUAUUUGCAUGUAUUAUUUCAUUGAACAAAAUAAAGUUUUUAGUAUGCCAUUUCGUGUUUAGAUUUGAUUUUGAAAUGACAAUUACAAAGAGAAAAUAUCAGACUUCCAGCUUUUCAGUAUUUUUUUUGCUUUUUGAACAAUUAACACUAUUAACUCUUCAGAGUUUGUUACAGCCAUGGUACUGUCUGUGGUGCUGUACAACAGCCAGGAUCAUGGGGCACCCUUGUCAUUAUUGUGCAAAAUUCAUCUUCCACCCAGUUUUCUUCUUCAUUUUUUCUUUUUGGUGACCUAACCCCUUCAGGGUGUCACCAUAUGUAAGUGUAGAUGUUAAAAAUGAAUUAAGUUCUUCACAGAAUGAGAGAGAGAGAGAGAGAGAGAUGACAGAGUUCACUUGAUGGAAAAAUUCAAGAGAGAAACUGCAAUGCCGAUCAGCCAAUCACAGGCCUAAGAU